AUGAAGGAGCAGCGACUCCUAGCUCUGGCCACUCGAGCUGAUGGCCAUACGCAACAAUUGGCGACGAUUUUGACGCAAUCUGGAGCAGUAGAAACUCGUCUGGAUGGAUUUGAGGAGCAAAUUGGAACAUUGAAUGGACAAUUCACAGACUUGCUCACUGAGUUAAGACAAAAAGGACACCAUGCCGCUGCUGAGGACGUCAGAUUGCACCUGAUGGAUCAAAAUGUCAAUCGAGGCUUGUUGCUGCUCCCGAAUAGAGGCGUGGAGCCUAUGGAGCUCCAUGGACUAGGUUUAGAACACAUCGAGUUCCGGAGGGCAUCAUUCUUCCACUAA
Messenger RNA from Linum trigynum, 333 nucleotides. The record is from the annotation of a GenBank genome assembly. NCBI's taxonomy places the organism in Eukaryota, Viridiplantae, Streptophyta, Magnoliopsida, Malpighiales, Linaceae.